Plasmodium coatneyi is the source of this 381-nucleotide messenger RNA. RefSeq names its product Ribonuclease P protein subunit RPR2. The record is from RefSeq and is a predicted model, not a curated record. The coding region runs from base 1 to 381 and encodes 126 amino acids. Lineage: Eukaryota; Apicomplexa; Aconoidasida; Haemosporida; Plasmodiidae. Gene Ontology annotation, biological process: tRNA processing. The transcript has a single exon. Gene Ontology annotation, cellular component: nucleolar ribonuclease P complex.
AUGAUUAGAAUAAAUUACCUAUUGCAAGCAUCAUUUCUAAUGAAUGAAUUUAACCAGAACAUCUCAAGGGAGUAUAUCAAAACGAUGAGGAAACUUUCGAACAAGUUUUUAAUAAAACACGACAAAAAAUUUAAGAAACUCUUCUGCAAAAAAUGCAACUCAGUCCUCAUCCCAAGUGCUACUUGCAAAGUUUCUGUUAACCCACAAAAUUUGAGUAAGAAAGAAAAAAACAGAAAUGAGGAGGUGAGUACCAAUUUGAAGGGGAAGUUGAGAGAUGAAUUUCUGGUUUCAUACCGGUGUAACUACUGUCAGCAUGACACAAAAUUUGUUUACGAAAAUGGUUUGACCGCUCAGCGCGCGAAUGAAACGGAGGCCGUCUGA